Adineta steineri is the source of this 3711-nucleotide messenger RNA. The record is from the annotation of a GenBank genome assembly. NCBI's taxonomy places the organism in Eukaryota, Metazoa, Rotifera, Eurotatoria, Adinetida, Adinetidae.
AUGACAACAAAUUGUCCAUCAUUUGUUCGACAUCAAUCACUUGAAGCAACUCAAGUUAUACCAUUAUUUGAUUCAACAACAACAACAUUCACUUCAACACCACCAUUUAAACCAAAAGCUGGCGAAGUUUAUGUUAUGAAACUUGAUAUUGGUCAUGAAAAUGAUUGGCGUAGUGAUGGUUAUCGUUGGGUACAAAUAGCUGCACGACGUUUACCAACACAUAAUCCAGUUAUAAAAAAAUGUUAUUUUCAUGCUGGACAAAAAAAUAAAAAAAAAAGUAAAGAUUUUGAAAAACAAGCAUUUGUGUCACUUGUUGAUCCAUCCAAAGUUGUUGUACAAUAUCUUGGCGAUGAAAAUGUUGCUGAAGAAUUUCCACAUGGUAAUUCAAAAAAAAAUACUAAACCAUUUUUUCGUACACGUCCAUCAUUACUCAAUAAACUUAUAUCAGAAGCAGCAACUAAUGCUGAAACAGCACAAAUAUUUAAACAAUAUACAGCAAAUAAUUCCAAUGAACAUGAUGAUGAUGUUGACGAUGAUGAUGAUGAUGAAGAAUCAACAGUAAAUAAUUCUAUGGAAGCAGAAGAAACAGUCGAUGAUAAUGAUCAAAAAAAAUCUUCAACUAUUAAAAAUGAACCAAAAAAACCUAAAGUUGGACCUGAAGUUUUAUCCCAACCACGUAAUAUUGAACAAAUACGAAAUGUUAAAAGACGUUUAGCUCGUCGUCUUGUUGCAUCAGCCGAUGAAAUAUCAGAAUUAUAUCGUUUUGCACGUGAAACACCAAAUUAUAUUGUUCGUUUUACAUUAAUACCAAAUAUUGUUGCAAUUGCUUUUUCAAAUGAAUCAAUGCAUGAAUUUAAUUUAUUAUUAGAUCAUCCAGAUCUUUUGUCACAACAACAAGUUCUCAUUACAUUUGAUUCAGCAUAUACAAUUAAUGCAUUCCAUGUUACAUGUGUUUUCUAUCGACAUAUUGGUAUGAAAGAAGAACCAUGUAUUUUACUUGGUUGUGCAUUACAUAAUCGUCGUUCUGAUGAUGUUUAUGAAUAUAUUUUAACACAUUUAAAACAACAAUGUCCAAAUAUUGAAUCACGUUGUUUAUUUAUUAUUGACAGUGAAGGUAAUACAUUAAAAAAUAAUUAUUUAUCGAUAUUCCUACCACAUUUACGUAUACUACAUACAUGGAAUUAUGUUUUUUCACAAUUACGUGCUUGGUUAUUACAAAAUGGUCGUACACAAGCUGAUUAUCAAUUUUAUAAUGCUGAACUUAAAUCUUUAUUAUUAUGUGCUGAUAUGUUAACAUUUACACGUUUGUAUGAUCGAUGUAAAUCAAAUUGGACACAAGAAUUUCGAACAUAUUUUGAACAAAUUAUUUUACCAUUAGUUGAUACGGAUCUUGGUUCAUGGGUAUUAAAAAAAUAUGAUCUAUUUGAUGCUUAUUCCGGUAUAAAAGGACUUGUUUGUGAACCAAUGCAAGCUGUGGCAGCUCAGUUACGUGAUUGGCGUGAAUCUCGUUUUGAUAGUGGUGCUAUGGCAUUUUAUUGGCUUCAAAUGUAUUUUGUUCAACAGAUAAGAAAAUCCUAUUCUCGUCUUGGUGGUAUUUAUUCAUUAAAACAAGGUAUCUAUGAAAAAUGGGCAAUAACAGCUGUAACAUCAAGUGCUGCACAUGAACCAAUAAAAGCUUUAGUACCAGAAAAAAUUAUUGAACAUGUUCGAGCAAAAGUUAUUAUAUCAUCUGUACAUCAUCCACAUUUACAAGCUAAACGUAGUGGUGAACAACAAAUUCUAACAUUAUCACCUGUUAAAAGACUUAAAACAACAACAUAUGAUGGUACACAACAUCAUCAUCAUCAACCAUGUAUAAUUGCAACCACAACAACAACACCACAUCAAGUAACUACAGCUGACUUAAAAGCAACAUUACUUGCAGCUGCAGCAGCAGCACAACAACAACCAAGAACUAUGACAAUACGUCGAAUUGCUGCAACAACUAGUCCACAACAUCAACAACAACAACAAACAACAUUUCGUCUUACAACAGCUCCAAAUAAUUCAUCUUCACAACAACCACAACAGUUUAUAAUUACAACAGCUGGUACCGCUCUACCUCUUACUCAAACGACGACAACAACUACAGGAUUAGUUGAUGAUUCAUCAAUGUAUGAUGAUGGUACAAAUGAUUUAAGUGGAUGUUUAGUAACGACUUCAUCUCAAACACCAAAUUCAACAACAACACAAACACGUUCAUCAUUUGUUCGUCCUUCUCUACCGACUAAUGUUCUUCGAUUGACAGUUGACCGUCCUGGUUCACCAAAUCAUGCUCGUGGUGCAGCUAGUAAUGGAAUGUUUGGUACAGCUAAAACUGAAGCACAGUUUGUAAAAGAAGAAAAAUAUAAACAAGAUUUAAAGCAACAAAUGGAAGAUAAGCGUAGACGAGAUGCCGAAGAAACAGCUAAACGUCGAGCUGAAGAAGAACGUGAACUUGCUAAACAUUUAGAAUGGCAACAACAAAUGGAAAAACAAGUAGCUGAAGAAGCAAUAAGAAAACAACAAAAAGAAGAAGAAGAACGUUUACAUCAACUACAAUUACAAGAAGAUGCAGAACAACGAAAAAAACAAGAUGAACUUAUAUCAAAACGAAAACCAAAACGACAAGACAAACCAAGUUCACCAAGAACUGAUGAUGAUACUGCUAAUAGAAAAAAUAAUUCUAAUGAACAACCAUUACGAUCAGAAGUUGCCUAUCGAAGUGCUUCACCGCCAGUGCCAACUUUAAACAAAAAAGACAAGAAGAAAAAACCAACUACAAACAAUACACGACGUCCAUCAUUCGAUGAUGCUAAUCAACAACCAUCUUUACCAUCCUUUGACAAUCAUGAUGAUUAUAUUCAACAACCACCACCAGUUGAUGAUACAGAUGGUCAUGGUCGUCAAACAUAUCGCAAACCACCAACACCACGACAACCAGAUAUAUCAGCAUCACAAAAACCACCACAAACAUAUCGAGCUCGACCACGGCAAAACUCGAAUGCUGGUAUGCCAAUACGUAAUAAUUCAGCUGCAUCUCUUCGAUCAGAUGGUUCUGAUUCUGAAGUACUUAAUCGGCUUGAACAUUUAAAACAACAAUUACGAGAUAGAGAAAGAAAACUUCAAGAUCAUGUCAAUAGUCAUCAAACAGAUCAAACAAAAACUCAAUCGAAACAACAUCCAGGAUUUGUACUUAAUACACCACGUGUUCAUCAUCGUGAUUCUCCAACAACAAAUGAUGUUGUUCGUCGUAUCCUUCAAACAGAUGAUGAUGCAGAAUUUAACCCAAGUUAUUUCCGUGAUGAUACGAUUUUAUUAGGUGGUGCUGGUGGAAAUCAUGCAAAUAAUGAUGAUAAAUUUUUCUCAUCAAUAAUAAAAGAACGUAUGAAUUCAGGUAAUCGAAAAUUUACUGAUGAAAUUGAACAAGCUUCUCGACACCCAUAUCACAACAAUAAUAAUAAUAAUCCAUCGAAAUAUUAUGAUCAUGAAGAUCCAACUAGUAUGGCAAAUUAUGAAUUAAAUAGAAUUGCUAAACAGAAUGAACAACGAUUGAAAAAAUUACGUGAUCUUGAAAAUGAUGAUGCAUCAUUAUUAGAUAGUAAUGAAGUACUUGAACGUUUUCAACAAAAACAACGUAUUCAACGUGGUGGUAGUCAAACAACUUUACAAGAUGAUGCUUGGCUUAAAUAA